AUGCCCUCCUCCCGCCGCAUCAAGCUCAUCGCCGUCGGCGCCCUCACCACCCUCCUCCUAAUCCUAUACCUGCGAUCAAGCACCUACCCCACCACCCGCCAAUCCCGCUACCUGCAAGCCCUCGUCGACAUCUCCGACCGCGAGCGGCUCACCAAGCAGCAGCAGGAGUCACUCGUGCCGCCGGCGGACCACAGCCAGGACCUCAGCGACAGCGCGGGCGUCGCGGAGCGCCUCAAGGAGGCCGAGGGCGCCGCGAAGAAGGCGGCGAUGGAGAAGGCCGGCCCGCGGCCGGACCCGCCGAGGGUGGUGGAGGGGAGUCGGAAGGCGAAGGAGGGGGGAGUGGGGGAGAAGGUGCUGGGGGACGGGGAGGGGGAGGGGGGAGUGUAUGAUGCGGGAGUGGAGAUUGAGGGGUAUCUGAAGAGGGCGCCGGUCGUAAUCUUCUCAAAGUCCUACUGCCCCUACUCCAAGCGCGCCAAGACGCUGCUGCUCGACAAGUACAACAUUGUCCCCGCGCCGCUGGUGGUGGAGCUUGACCAGCACGCGCACGGCGCCGAGAUCCAGGCGGCGCUGGGGAAGCGGACGGGGCGGCGGACGGUGCCGAAUGUGCUGGUUGCCGGGGAGAGUAUUGGCGGCUGCGAUGAUGUGUAUGCGAUGGAGGAGGAGGGGAGGCUGCAUGAUCGGAUUAAGGCGCUGGGGGGGGCGAGGGUGAGGUCUAUUGCGAGGUUGAAGGAGUAG
This is a messenger RNA of Morchella importuna, 735 nucleotides long. RefSeq lists its product as uncharacterized. Gene Ontology annotation, cellular component: Golgi lumen; fungal-type vacuole; cytoplasm. Bases 1 to 735 code for a protein of 244 amino acids. Gene Ontology annotation, biological process: cellular response to oxidative stress. Lineage: Eukaryota; Fungi; Ascomycota; Pezizomycetes; Pezizales; Morchellaceae. The record is from RefSeq and is a predicted model, not a curated record. Gene Ontology annotation, molecular function: glutathione disulfide oxidoreductase activity. The transcript has 3 exons.